AUGUCCAAGCAAACGCCAGUGGAACGCCGGAAGGAGAAGCCAGCAUUUCAACGAUUCAAGGAUCACUGCCGCCACUUCACGGCCUUCAUGUUCAGCAAUGUGGGCAUCAUGCUGCUAGUCACCUUCUACACGAUUGGCGGCGCCUUUAUAUUCCAGGCCAUCGAAAUCUUCAAAAACGAGCGACUCUGGUCGGAGAAGCCGAAUCGGUUCAUCGAGCGCAAUGUCAGCGGGGAGUGCCUCACGCGCAUCUGGGAGUUGACGGCCGAAAACAUUAGUUUCUUCGACCACAAGGCCUACAGGAAACGUGUCAAUGACGUACUUCUGGAGUACCAGCGGGCGAUUGUUAAGAAGCAACUGAAGGGACCCGAUGUGGAGCAAUGGAGCUUCUCGGGGGCCUUUCUCUAUUCGCUGACCGUCAUCACAACUAUCGAUAUGAUAACAUAA
Drosophila miranda is the source of this 444-nucleotide messenger RNA. RefSeq lists its product as uncharacterized. The record is from RefSeq and is a predicted model, not a curated record. Lineage: Eukaryota; Metazoa; Arthropoda; Insecta; Diptera; Drosophilidae. Gene Ontology annotation, cellular component: membrane. The transcript has 2 exons. Bases 1 to 444 code for a protein of 147 amino acids. Gene Ontology annotation, biological process: stabilization of membrane potential; potassium ion transmembrane transport. Gene Ontology annotation, molecular function: potassium ion leak channel activity.